Protopterus annectens (West African lungfish) is the source of this 3000-nucleotide messenger RNA. RefSeq names its product pentatricopeptide repeat domain 1 (gene PTCD1). The record is from RefSeq and is a predicted model, not a curated record. The transcript has 8 exons. Gene Ontology annotation, molecular function: protein binding; tRNA binding. Bases 186 to 2291 code for a protein of 701 amino acids. Lineage: Eukaryota; Metazoa; Chordata; Ceratodontiformes; Protopteridae. Gene Ontology annotation, cellular component: mitochondrial matrix. Gene Ontology annotation, biological process: tRNA 3'-end processing.
CUGCCUAUUGCCGACCUUAAUAAUGUCUAUCAUGUGAAUGAUAUUUGAACUGCACAGGUCACAUUGAAAUGUUCCAGGCCCACAGUCAUCAAAGCGUCUAGAGGGGAACCGAUAAUUACUACAAACUCUUCUGAUGGAUCCAGUCUUUGGUGAUGUGGCUGAUUGCUCUAUUUUGAAAUGCUACCAUGAUAUUUCAAAGAAUUUUAAACUUACAGUACUUUAACAGGCCUUUGUACUCAGAGUUUUUUUUUUCAUUUUCAUGUGGUAGGUUACCAUAUCAAGGACUAUUAAAAAGUUGCUUCCUCAAAGCUGACAGAAGAUUUCUGUCACUGAGGGUAUCAUUACAAUGUGGACAACAGCUCUGCCAGUUGCAUUCUUUGACUUUGCCCUGGAAGUUUUAUUCUUUUCAGAGCACCAGUAUACUUUUGGAUAGGGCUUUUUCCAGUGACAGCAAGGCUACUGAUGAGAAUAGUUUUGAUGAAGACUUUGGAACUUUAUCUACUUCAUUUUCCUCUCGGAUAUUUCACAAAAAGUCCCCAAAAACGUCAUGGAGUUCAGAACAGGAGGAAGAUGAUGACGAUGAUACCUCUUGUGGUUCAAUAGAAAACAAGCUAAAAUCAAGGAAAAAGAACACUCCUUACUGGUACUUUCUUCGUUGUAAGAAGCUAAUCAAAAAGCAAAAGUUGGCAGAAGCACUGGAUCUGUUUGAAACCCAGAUGUUGAAAGUAGAACGCCUUCAGCCUGAGGAAUAUAAUUUCACUGUUCUGAUGGGAGGUUGUGGCAGAGUUGGCUAUGUCAAGAAGGCUUUCAAGCUCUACAAUGAUAUGAAGAAACGUGGUAUACAGCCUACUGAAGCCACUUACACAGCUUUAUUCAAUGCCUGUGCAGAGUCUCCGUGGAGAGAGUCUGGUCUACAACAAGCAAAAAAACUGCACCAUGAGCUACAAGAAAAGAAUAUUCAGCUAAACCUAGUUACGUAUCAUGCAUUACUGAAAACAUAUGCACUCGCCUCUGAUUUAAGGAGUUUUUUUGACAUAUUUAAGGUGUGGAGAUGGAUGUUGAAAAUGGGUGUAAAGCCUGACUGUUACAGCUAUAACCUGCUACUCCGUGCGACACGUGACUGUGGAAUAGGAGACCUGGCAGUAGCCUCUCGCUUGUUACUUAGAAAUGAUGAAGAUCACAGCCCAGAGUUACAGUUAAGAAAACAAAAGAGGGAUCAAAAACUUAAAGGGAAGAUGGAGAAGAAGCAUGACAAUACAAGGUUAGCUGCAGCAGAUGUUGAAGCACUGGAAAUGCAGAUCUUUUCAGACUGUUCCAAAGAACAAGGGCAUGAUAUGAUAAAUAAAAAUGAUAAAGAAAUAGACUGUAAAGAUCAAACUGAUUCAGUUGUAAAAAGUACUGAUGUGAACCAUUCGGAGUGCCUCAAUUUGGAGUUGCUUCCUGUAAACAGAAGUUUUGUUACUCCAUCUGAAACUAGUCAAGAUUUAAGAUCUGAUGCAUCUCUUCCUAACCUCCUUGAAUACAAACAUAUAAAAGAUGUAAUUUCAUUGGGGGAAGUGACAACAUCUUCUGAUAGGCUUGCUCUCAUUGGGCAUAUGGAAGGUUUUCUCGAAAACAUGAAGGAGAACAAAGUGAAGCCAGAUAUAAAAACAUUCACUUUAUUGGCUGACAUAGUUGAGCUGAACAGUGAUACUGAAUCUUUGUUAUUAACUGAAAUGGGCAGGCACAAGAUCAAAUCGGAUGUCUCUUUCUUCAAUGCUUUGAUAAGGAAGAAGAGCAAGCUGGGCAAUCUGGAAGAUGCAAAAGCUUUGUUACCAGUUAUGGAGGAAAGAGGGCUGUCUCCAACCAUCCAGACUUUUGGCAACUUGGCAUUUGGCUGUAGGAAACAAAAAGAAGGACUUGAGCUUCUUGCUGAUAUAAAGAAGUCUGGUUUUAAUGUCAGUGCCCAUGUGUACAGCACUCUUAUUGAUGUUGCAGUUAAACAGUUGAAUUACGACUAUCUUACCGAAAUACUGAGAGACAUGAGGACAACUCAAGUCCCACCCAAUGAAAUCAUCAUCCGACAGCUGGAGUUUGCAGCUCAGUACCCUCCCAAUUUUGACAGAUAUAAAUGCAAGAAUACUUACCUGGAAAAGAUUGAUGGCUUUCGGGGUUAUUACUACCAAUGGUUGAAGUGGAUGUCAGUAGAAGAAACACCACACCCGUGGGCUAAAUACCGAACACCAAAAGAUUCUGCAGGAUCUAAAGAAAGUAGUGACUGCAUAACAGAGAAAAGUAUUUCUAAAAACUGAGAUAAAGCCCCCAAUGUGUUAGAAGUUGUGAAUAUUUUCAAAACUGUCAUAACAUUAUUUUGUUUGGCAUGCCCUCCAUUGGAUGACUAUUAAAACUGGCAAGAGAUGUCAAAAAUGUUUACUGGUAUUUUUUUAAUGAAAUUUCACGGGUAUAUCUCUGUGUAUUCUUCAUUAGGUACAGUUUUAUUUUUUUCUAUUUCAGUAUAAAAUCAUAUCAUUCAAUACCACAAAAGUGAACUUCAGAGUACUGCUCAACUAAGGUAUUAGCAGGCCGGAAGUCAUUUUUAAACUGUGAUUACUGAGGAGAGUUCUUGCUAAAGGGGUGAUGCAAUGCAAGUUUACCACUCUUUAUGCUGAAACCACAUUAUUUAAAGGGCUGAUGCUUUUCAUGUAUUUUAUGGGAACAGAGAUAUUUUUAAGGGAGUGGAGGUAUGGACAUUUGUUUGUUGCCAUCAAAAGGAAGAUGGUUGAGGGUGUCAGGGAUUGUAAUAGCAGACCAGAGUGGAAGACAUUUUUUUGUGAAAAAGCAGUCAUAAGCCAACAUCGGAGAGAAGGAAUCCAGUUACUGCUGGGGAUACUGCACCUGCACCUUUGGUUUCAUGCCAAGCAAAGUAAAAGUAUCAUAAUCCACUGAGUAGUUUAUACUUGAUCAGAAUAUUGCCAUCCAUUUCUUAAAAUACAACUGCAUUAAAAAAACUUUAAAAAUAUA